UGAGUAUGUGCAUACGGUCCCACUGGCUGGCAGCAAAAAAGUGAACAAUUGAAGCUGAAUUAAUUGAAUUGAGAGCAAUUGCUGCGCUUAGCAGAGGAGCAGCUUGGCCAUGCACAAGUGAACCGCUGGCCAGGCGCAGACGCACACUAGCAGGAUGCACUUUUCCAUACCGGACAGCCAGGAGCUGGGCUCCUCGCCCACCUACACGGCGUACAACAUACACAUCAACGGCAGCCCCCACUGCGUCCUGCGCUACAAACAGCUGCACUCGCUGAACGAGCAGCUGCGCAGGCACUGUGUGGGCGUUCCCCUGCCGCCCUUUCCCCCCAAGCGCCUCCUGCCGCUCACCAAUGGCCAACUGGAGGCGCGUCGCAGUGCCCUGGAGCAGUAUCUGCAGGCGGUGGGUCAGGACAAUCGCCUGGCCCGAUCCGCCCAUCUGCAGCACUUCCUGCAGCGGGCCCAACUGGAUACGGCCCUGGCCGAGGGCAUGGUGAUCAGCGAUUGUGAGGAACAGCAGCUGGAGGUGCAGGUCUUCACGAAUCCCUUGAGCGAACGCAUCCUGGUCAGCUGUUCGGUGCAGCAGAACGCCAGUGCGCUUCUGAAGAGCGUCUGUCAGGAUCUCCAGCUGCCCGAGGAGCUGAUGCGUUUCUUCUGCCUGUUCCUAGUGCGACGCCAGAGAAAAUCCGAUGAACUGCAUCUGGUGCGACGUCUCAUGGACUUCGAAUCGCCGUACAUAACGCGUCUGCAUGGAGACCCCUGCGAGCUGCUGCUCCGUACCUGCUACUGGGACUCGAGUAGAGAUGCUAAACUGAUUGGCAACAAGGUGGCCCUGAGCCUGCUGUACAACCAGACCGUGGCGGAUGUAAACCGCGAGUGGGUGGUCAUCUGUUCGCCCGGUGAGGGUCGCCAGUUGAGCAGCCUGCAGCUGCAGGGAAGACCGCGAGAGUACAUGGAGCUGGUGCGACAGCUGCCUUCCUACGGCUGCCUGCAGUUCGAUGAGGCGCAGGUGGACUAUCCAGAGCCGAACACUAUGGCGCUGGUCAGCAUUGGCAACAAGGAGUUGGCCCUGCGUACGGCACGAGGCGCUAAGAUCUACGAGACCAAGUUCCGGGUGACCAGGAUGCGGUCGUGGCGCGUCAGCGUAACCCACAACGCACUGGAGUCGCGGCUGCCGCCCACACACCUUCAGCUGGCAUUCGAGUAUCUAAUUGGCAAGCAGACGCUGCGCUGGAUAACCAUCAACAGUGAGCAGGCCAUGCUGAUGUCCGUUUGCCUACAGGCAAUGGUCGACGAACUGUUGCAGCGUGGCGACUCCGUAGGCGGUGGUGCGCAUCCCGGCAGUGACGAGGAACAGGAGCGAACGCCAGUGACCUCGUCCUCAUCUACGCCCAGCUCUACUUGCUCCACGUCGACGUGGGCGUCUUCCUCGUGCUCUACGUCCACGGCGCCCACAACGCCGCCUGUUAGGUUUCUGCCCGAGGAUUCGGCACCCAGAUCCAAACCCCGGUUCGCUACCUCCCGCACAUUUGGAGCCGUAUUCUUCCGCAACGACGUGGACAUUGGAUCAAGGGUGGCCAACGAGGCGUUCGAAGGCAUCGGGGAUGAUGAUCUAUGAAUGUGCUAAUAUAAUGCUUGCCGUGAGUUGCCAAAUCGAAUGCUCUUUUAGGGGAAAGAGUCGCCAAACUAGUUUAAAUGGGAUUUCCCUCCGCACGCGUAGGUGCACAGGCAGCUCAACUCUUUUGACUAAGGUUGAAGAUUUUAUAUGUGUGUAAUACAAAGACUUUAUUCUCUCUGCUACUUGCAAAUGUUACGAAGUCUAAACUAAGGUUUGCGCAAUAUGAUGGCGCAUAAAUGUGGUGUGAAGAAAUGAAUGCUCAAGAUGAAUGACAUGUUUUACCGUCAUUAUUUAUAUCUACAUGUUGAAUUAUUGUAAAUGAUCUGUAAAUUAAUGUUCGACGAUACCUUUUAUCUCUUUUAUCAUUUCCUGUAUUGUAAUAUAUGUACGUGAAGCAUUCUUUAUUUUAGAGAUAGAUGAAAAAAUAUGUUAUGCAUUUUAUAAAAAUAAAUGUACUGAUAACUAUGACACAUGGAAUGAUUAAUCCAACUGGAUUUCUCAGUAAAAUAUAUUUACAUUCCCUAAUCUGUUGACUCACUUCCAAAUAAAUGACGACAAUGUUUUGACCUA
Molecule: messenger RNA, 2185 nt
Organism: Drosophila subpulchrella
Lineage: Eukaryota; Metazoa; Arthropoda; Insecta; Diptera; Drosophilidae
Gene: Snx17
Product: sorting nexin-17
Exons: 1
Coding region: 155-1615 (486 amino acids)
Biological process (GO): intracellular protein transport
Cellular component (GO): early endosome
Molecular function (GO): phosphatidylinositol binding
Source: RefSeq, a predicted model, not a curated record